AUGAACUGGGAGCGCGUCGCCUCCACCUGGCAGACAGCUUCCCCAGCCUCACGAGUAAUCGUCACCCUCAGCACCCUCUCCCUCACAGCCCUUCUCAUCUCAAUCAUCUACGAACUCUACUUCUCACCCCUCUCCAAGUUCCCCGGCCCAAAACUCUGUGCCAUCUCCCGCAUCCCCCAUCUCAUAGCAACAGCCAGCGGGCGCCAACUCCCUUGGCUCAUCAAUCUACACAACAGAUACGGCGGCGUUGUUCGCAUCGCCCCAGAUGCUCUGACUUUCACUGAUGAGCGCGCCUGGGCUGAUAUCUGCGGUGCAUCGAAAGCUGCAAAAGAUGGAAUGGCGAAAGAUCCUCGUCUUGCAGCUUUGGUGGGCGGUGAUUUGGUGAACCCUGAUCCUGCGAAGCCGAGAUCGCAGCAGACUCAUAGUAUCAUGAGGAAAGCGAUGGUCCCGGCGCUCAAGCGUGAGAAUGUUAAGAAGCUUGAGGGUAUGAUCAAUGGGCAUAUUGAGGAGUAUCUCUCUGCUCUGCAGAAGGCUAGUGAAAGGAAAGAAGCGGUUGAUAUGCGCGAUAUGAACAGUUUUCUCAUCUGUGAUCUCAUCGCGGAUCUCUUCCUCGGCGAAUCACUUCACUUGUUCACAGAUCCAGAGUUCAUUCCCUGGGUUCACUCCUUCGAUCGCUUUGCUCGAGGCGUCACAAUCCUCGCUGUUCUCAACCGCUUUCCCUUCUUACACAAAUUCCUACUCUUUGCUGUUCAUCGCUGGGGAAGUGGUGAGCGUGACUCUUUCAUGGCGCCCAUCUUUGCACGUUUUGAUCGUCGUGUCGCUCUCACUUCAGCUCGCCAUGACAUGCUGCAAAUGGUUCUAGAUGGCGACACUGAAGGCACAGGGCGUCAGGGAACUAUGCCUCUUGACCUGCUACGAGAGUUCGCACCAUUCCUGAUGCUAGGCGGCUGUGAGGCUAUGCCUACUGUUCUGACCGGUUUCGUCUACUUCGUCUUUCGCAAGAAGAGUGCGGACAUCAGAAAAAGGCUUCUUGAAGAGGUUCGCGGAGCUUUCUCUAGUGAUUCUGAUAUCACAAUGGACAAGAUCAGCCAGUCUCAGAAAGACCUACCGUACCUGGAGGCAUGUCUUCAAGAGUCUAUUCGCUGCUACUCACCCGCUGCAACCGGUACCGACCGUGUAGUACCUGGACCUGGUGCUCAGAUCGCAGGUCAGUUUGUGCCCGGUAACACGGUGGUGAUGAUGCUUCACCAAGUCACCUACUCAGUCAAGCAAAACUUCUCAAGAGCUAGUGAGUAUGUACCUGAGAGAUGGCUUCCCGAAGGAAAGGGUCGGCCCCAGGAUUGUAUCGAUGAUGUGAGGGGCAGUGUCCACCCGUUCUCGGUUGGCCCACAGUCUUGCUUCGGACAAGAGUGA
Molecule: messenger RNA, 1413 nt
Organism: Fusarium subglutinans
Lineage: Eukaryota; Fungi; Ascomycota; Sordariomycetes; Hypocreales; Nectriaceae
Product: cytochrome P450 monooxygenase monooxygenase
Exons: 1
Coding region: 1-1413 (470 amino acids)
Molecular function (GO): heme binding; monooxygenase activity; oxidoreductase activity, acting on paired donors, with incorporation or reduction of molecular oxygen
Source: RefSeq, a predicted model, not a curated record